UUAAUGUACCCCCACAUGCGGCAUUGGGCACCUUUCCUUCCUUCCACUCAGCACGGCCAACAGCUGUACCGGCACGUCUACGUGGGCUGCAAAGAAGUCGACAACGUGCACAAGAAUUUUGAGCUGCUCUACACGUCGCUGGCCCUGAUCACCAUCGAGCUGGCCAACGAGGAAGUGGUCACCGACCUCAUCCGCCUGGCCAUCGCUCUGCAGGACAUCGCCAUUCUCAACGAGGACAACCUGCCGAUGUUCAACCGGUGCAGCAUCAUGGGGCUGGUGGCCGCGUACCUCAACUUUCUGAGCCAGAUGAUCGCGAUCCCGGCCUUCUGCCAGCACAUCAGCAAG
Messenger RNA from Notechis scutatus (mainland tiger snake), 345 nucleotides. The record is from RefSeq and is a predicted model, not a curated record. NCBI's taxonomy places the organism in Eukaryota, Metazoa, Chordata, Lepidosauria, Squamata, Elapidae.